AACAACAUGGCGAACAAGAUGACAACAACAGGCUCGGUGCAGUGUCCCGUUUGUUUUAAAGAAUUCCAGCCGGGCACAAUUAACGGGCACCUCGACGUGUGUUUGUUGAGUUCCGUGACCCCAGAGGAGAACGAACCUCCCGGGAAGAAACUUUGUACGGAAGCCGCGCCGCGCAGUUCCCCCGCCUCGUCCACGGCGCUUUUCUCUGUGUUUCAGAAUAACAAGAAUAAAGUUUCCGUUCCGAGUGAACGGGACGACUGCAGUAAAAGUCCCGGCACUGCCGGUAACAAAGCGGUUAAACGUAGUUCCGUGACAGGGGCGGAAAGUGGCGAUAAUGUGAAGAGUCCGAACUUUUCAGUGAAAGCAGCGGGGAAUACUGAGUCAUUGGGGCUGAUAACCAUGAGUAAGCCUUUAGCCGACACGCUGAGACCAAACACGCUGGAGGAAUAUUUCGGACAAAAUCAGGUCGUGGGCCAGCAAACUCUCCUCCGGUCACUUCUGGACUCCCAAGAAAUCCCGUCUGUGAUCCUGUGGGGGCCUCCGGGAUGUGGAAAGACCACUCUGGCUCAUAUAAUUGCCAGCACCAGUAAAAAGAAGGGCGCAGCUCGUUUUGUUACGCUAUCUGCCACUAGCGCAUCAACCAAUGAUGUUCGAGAGGUGAUCAAGCAGGCGCAGAAUGAGCUCCGACUCUGCAAGAGGAAGACCAUCCUGUUCAUUGAUGAAAUCCACCGCUUCAACAAAUCCCAACAGGACACCUUUCUUCCUCACGUGGAGUGCGGGACGGUGACUCUGAUUGGUGCCACCACAGAGAAUCCUUCCUUCCAGGUGAAUUCUGCUCUGCUUAGCAGAUGUAGAGUGUUGGUUCUGGAGAAACUGUCUGUGGAGGCGAUGGGCUCCAUCCUGCAGCGGGCCGUAACAACACUAGGGAUUAGGGUACUGGGACAAGAUCCAGCUAAUCCCAGGGAUCAAGGGCAGUCAGAUGAACAUGAUCCAAAGAUUUACAUUGAGCAAACAGCUUUGGACACAAUAGCCUACCUCUGUGACGGUGAUGCAAGAACCGGUCUCAACAGCCUGCAGCUGGCUGUGCAGGCUCAGUUAGCCCGGCUGAAUUUGUCGCCACAAGAUGGUUUUCCUCAGGAGGUAGUGGUGAAGGAGGAACAUGUGAAGGAGGGUCUCCAGAGGUCCCAUAUUCUCUAUGAUAAAGCUGGUGAAGAGCACUAUAACUGUAUCUCAGCGUUACACAAGUCUAUGAGAGGCUCCCACCAGAACGCUGCUCUCUACUGGCUGGGCCGCAUGCUGGAGGGAGGCGAGGAUCCCCUGUAUGUGGCCCGUAGACUGGUUCGCUUUGCCAGUGAGGAUGUAGGUGUGGCAGAUCCUUCUGCCCUCCCUCAGGCUGUAGCCACCUUCCAGGCCUGUCACUUCAUCGGGAUGCCUGAAUGUGAAGUGAUCCUGGCUCAAUGUGUCAUAUAUCUGGCACGAGCACCCAAGUCCGUUGAGAUUUACAAGGCCUAUAGUAACGUGAAAGCCUGUUUGAGGAACCACAAAGGUCCACUGCCUCCUGUCCCACUCCACCUCCGCAAUGCUCCCACUAGACUGAUGAAACAGCUGGGUUAUUCUAAAGGAUACAAAUACAACCCAGAUUUCAGUGGUCCUGUAGAGCAGGAGUACCUCCCUAAGGAGCUGCAGGGGAUCAACUUCUUCACCUGGAUGCCUUCAGACUCUGGAGUGUGAUCCCAUUUCACUCUUGAGCUUCAAACACUGGACAUACAGUAAUUGGUGUUUCCAUCGAGUCUUCAUUCUGUCAUAGUUGAUAUCACUUCCAGGAGUAAUUUGUCAAUCAGUAAUUCUUCAGUUAUCAUUACAGUCUAACUUGUAUAGAGAAGAAAUGACUCCCCCUGGACAGGAUGCCAGUGUGACACAGAUUACUUCCCCAGCUGAGGUUGGUUCCUUCUCUGAGGACACAGACAACCAACGUGAGCCAGAUUCAAACCAGGGUCGCUAUAUUGCAAACCCAGCAACAUAACCACUGAGCUACCUGCACGACUCUGUUCUCCAACUUGCAUAGAAGCAAAGAAAAAAACAAUGAAAAUCUGGUUUCUGUUAUUUCUGCAUCUUAUGAUUAUUUUCAUUAUUGAUUAAACUGUGCUUUUCCUUUAAUCAUACUGCCCCGCCACGCGCCCUGCGACUGCUGGGUUCGGCUCCAGGCACCCCAUGACCCUUGAUUGGAGUCGGCGUGUAUAGAAAAUGACUGAACAGCAUAAUGCAGUCUGCAAACUCACCACUAGGUGGCACUAAUUCCUUCAUGCCGAAGUUGAAUUUAUUUCAAAAACUCCUCAUAUCUGGUUUACAGCCACAGCUUGAAACCAAACCAGUUUAUCAGUGGUGUAAGAAUUGUUUAAACGCAAAUGAUCUCCAAUGCGUCCAGAUUAAUCCAGUUUGACAUUGUGGUGAUGGAUUGAACCAUUUAAUAACAUUUAAAAA
This is a messenger RNA of Thalassophryne amazonica, 2481 nucleotides long. It is a transcript of the gene wrnip1, whose product is annotated as WRN helicase interacting protein 1. Gene Ontology annotation, cellular component: nucleus. NCBI's taxonomy places the organism in Eukaryota, Metazoa, Chordata, Actinopteri, Batrachoidiformes, Batrachoididae. The record is from RefSeq and is a predicted model, not a curated record. Gene Ontology annotation, molecular function: ATP binding; single-stranded DNA helicase activity; enzyme activator activity. Gene Ontology annotation, biological process: regulation of DNA repair; DNA repair; DNA-templated DNA replication. Bases 7 to 1731 code for a protein of 574 amino acids. The transcript has 7 exons.